Pieris macdunnoughi is the source of this 303-nucleotide messenger RNA. NCBI's taxonomy places the organism in Eukaryota, Metazoa, Arthropoda, Insecta, Lepidoptera, Pieridae. The record is from the annotation of a GenBank genome assembly.
AUGAAAAAGUUUUUCAAAAAUAUUUACUUACCUGAUCACUGGACUACUGUUAUUAAGGUAGCUAGGGACAAUGUUUUAUUUGAAAAUGUAGAUUUAAAGAAAAGGGGCUCUACAGAUAUGACUGGUAUUAAGCUGGAUCCUUUAUACCCUGAUGGACAAUCCAUCAGUUGUGAGAAAAAAAAGGAUUUAUUAGAUCUAUUGCCUUUUAUACCUCCAGUGUAUCACAGCUUUUAUACCAGUAUCAAAGAUAAUGCGGCUGUAAGAAAUGUCAUAGAUGUUGAGGAUGAUAUUGAUAAUGACUAA